AUGGAGUGGAAUCCCACCCAGUUCUUUAACGGAUCUAAUGAUCUCCCCGCUCCUUUCGCGCUUGUCGUCCUCAACCAGCCUAUCAACGAGCGAGCUUUUGGUGUUUUGAACGAAAAUGCCUGUUUCACCAUCUGCGCCGACGGCGGCGCAAAUCGUUUCUACGACAUGAUGAAAUCCCAAGAAAAAGAAUCUACCCAUCUCCCCAACGCAAUAAUCGGUGACCUGGACUCCAUCAGUCCAACCGUCCGAACCCACUAUGAGGACCUAGGCGUCCCCGUCAUCGAAGACUCAGAUCAGUACUCGACAGACUUUACCAAAUGUCUCAAAUAUCUGCGUGACCACACAGCUCAGAUAAUCGCAACCGCACGAUCGACCCCAGAAGCGGUCGAGUGGGGUAACCGCCUUGAGAUUCUCAUUCUCGGCGGACUAGGCGGCCGUGUCGAUCAGGCUUUUUCGCAGAUUCAUCAUCUCUACACCGUGACGCAGCAGCAGCGCGCGGAGCGGGAAGUCGCCGGCGAUCUUUAUCUUAUUUCCGAGGAGAGUGUGACGUUUAUCCUGCAGCCGGGAAGGAAUACGAUUCACACGCCCAGGGCGAAUCGGCCGGGUGGCGCGGCUGGGCCGCAGGAUUGUCUGCUUGAGGAGAAUAUUGGGAUUGUUCCGCUCUCUGGGCCGGCGCGGAUCACGACGAGGGGGUUUGAGUGGGACGUUGAGGAUUGGAGAACUGAGAUUGGGGGACAGCUUAGCACGAGUAAUCAUAUUCGGGCUGAUGUGGUAGAGGUUACAUCGGGGGUGUCUGUUCUUUUUACGUUGGAACUGGCGAAGAGGUUCAAGAGGGAGAGGUGA
This is a messenger RNA of Aspergillus wentii DTO 134E9, 843 nucleotides long. Its product is annotated as thiamine diphosphokinase. The record is from RefSeq and is a predicted model, not a curated record. Gene Ontology annotation, biological process: thiamine metabolic process; thiamine diphosphate biosynthetic process. Bases 1 to 843 code for a protein of 280 amino acids. The transcript is spliced from 3 exons. Gene Ontology annotation, molecular function: ATP binding; thiamine binding; thiamine diphosphokinase activity. Lineage: Eukaryota; Fungi; Ascomycota; Eurotiomycetes; Eurotiales; Aspergillaceae.